Zingiber officinale is the source of this 2079-nucleotide messenger RNA. Its product is annotated as photosystem II D1 precursor processing protein PSB27-H2, chloroplastic-like. Gene Ontology annotation, cellular component: photosystem II; chloroplast thylakoid lumen. The record is from RefSeq and is a predicted model, not a curated record. The transcript is spliced from 4 exons. Bases 1268 to 1870 code for a protein of 200 amino acids. Lineage: Eukaryota; Viridiplantae; Streptophyta; Magnoliopsida; Zingiberales; Zingiberaceae. Gene Ontology annotation, biological process: photosystem II assembly; photosystem II repair.
CUCCACCCGCCAACGCCCGGCAUUUUCGUGGUUGCGGUGGUCGGACCGGUACGAAGGAUAAGGUUCCAAGGAGUGACCGUGUGGACCGCGAAGUGGAGGAAGAAGACUCAAGCUCCGGACUUGAAAUCGAAAUCGCUGGCAAACAGUAGGUUCUCACGAUCUCCUGAUUCCUCUACUGCUUUACUCCGCUCCAGCACAGUCAAUCGAUCCCUGCAACUUUGUAGCCCUAGUUCUGGUCAACUUAUUGGCUUCGUUUGAUUGCUAAGUUUUUGUCGCGGUGAAGUCAGGAAAUUUAGAGAUUUAACUUAUCAGUUUGGUCGAUGAUUGAAAUGCAACAGCGGUCAUAACUCUACAUCUGAUGCAUGUUUAGGGAUCCAAGUCUGGUGUUUUACAAAUUUCUCCUCCUCAUGGACCUUACUCUUGAAUGAAGAUGUGAAAAGUUCCUCUUUUUAUGAUUCUAAUGUGUUGGCGGCUCAGCUUCUACUAAAUAUGUAGUUGAAUGUGAAAAUGUUAUCACUAGCUCCGUAUGUACUGCCUUAUGUGUAUAUUCAGAAUGCAAGUCAUAGAAAAAAUGGGUGCAUCUAAAACAUGUUUUUAGAAGCAUGAGAUGAGAGAAUCAUAACCUUGUGCACAUAUAUAUAAAUGUACUCUGCCAAAUUUUAUUGUAGCUGGAUGAGUACAAGCAAUUUGAGUUUAAUCAAGGCUGAGUUUUGAUAUGUUCAGUUCGUCUGAAGCGACCCUUGUUCAGUCAAGGUACCUUAUGAGGCUAUUGAGUUUGGUUGAGGUGGGACGAUGCACUUUGGCUUAGAUGGGAUUUGGUUUGCCCCCGAUGGACAAUGUUGGAGGUGAGCAAGGAUAGCGUGCCAAGGGGAGACUUAUAGAACAUGGAUCCUUUUGGUCUCUCUCACUCUUUUGAAAGCUACUAACACUCGAUAGAUGCUGAAGUGGUGCUCUUCAAGCCCUCUGCAAACGCUAUCAAAAGUCCAUGACAGUACUAUAGUGCUGCCGUAUCUGUAGUUAUGGUUAUGAGUUCCAGCCUAUGCCCUUAACCCAUGUAUUUCCUGAUUUGGUCCAUCUACCACCUAUUUUACUGUGGUUGGAUUACUGUGUGGACAAGUUUGAUCUAUACACAUAUCGACCAUCCAAAGUAGUUGGUUAAUAGGGUUGCUUAUCUCCUAUCACACUGCCUAUUAAGCAUUAUAACUUUUUUUUCCACUAAGGAGAUGUUAGGACAUAGGAGAGACAGCUAUUGAUUAUACUGCAAAACAUGUUGGUUACCUUUUCUUCUAUCCAUGUUUGCUAUAUCUGCUCCUCGGAACCAAUUGGAAGGAAGCAUUUUUGUAUCCAAUCUUCUCAGGAAACUUUGCUUACCAGGAGGAUUACUGCGAUCUCCAGUGGGACCACAUUGGUUUCUGGCCUAAUAUACAACACCCUUGCAUUACCUAUACGGGCAGAAGAAGAUAACAAUCAAAAUGAUCCAAAGGGCGAGGGAGACAAUGGGGCUUUUGGCACUAUCAAGUCGAUAUUUGACCCUGACGAAAAAACAAAGACUGGAAAGUUAUUGCCAAAGGCUUACUUGAAGGAUGCAAGGGAAGUCGUGAAGACCCUUCGGGAGUCGCUGGAGGAGGAUGUGAAAGAUGCUUCUAAGUUCAGAAGGAGCGCAGAUGCAGCAAAGGAGUCAAUCAGACAAUAUUUGAGUAACUGGAAGGGACAAUCGACAGUCGUAGCUGAGGAAUCAUAUGCAGCAAUUGAGAAGGCGAUAAGAACACUAGCUAACUUCUAUUCAAAGGAAGGUCCCUUCGCAACAAUGACAGAUGAGGUGAAAGCCACUAUUUUGGGCGAUCUAAAGACUGCGGAGGACUUUCUCUAGUAUACUGGAUCAAGUUGAGCUAGUGGGUUUGCAUCUGGCUGGCUCUGUGAGGUCUAUUCAUUAUUGAAUUUGUUAGUUAUGUUCUCUUGCUCCCUCAAUGUGCUGUACGUGAGUAAUGAAUUAUUUCAUCCUAAACAAUUGAAGGAUUUAUAAAAUGAUGAUGUAUGGCAAAGUAAUCACAUUUGUGAUCUUAGUGCCAAACCUUUACA